AUGUCUAAUUCUUCAUCGAAGGAAAAUGGACAAGAUACAUCCUAUUCAAUGUAUCCCCCAACCUCACCUGCAGCCCCACCAGCGAACAUGCAAUACAACAUGAACAUGUAUGGAAACCCCGCAACAUUCACUCAGUAUGGUUAUGGCUAUCCGAUGCCAAUGGACAUCUACGCAGGCCAGGGUGCGCCUUUCAUCGGAUACGGAAUGAAUCCCAACAUGAUGUAUUAUGGUGGAGCUAUACCACAGCCCGGUGGAGGUCAGAAGAAGAAAUAUUAUAAUAAUAAAAGUGACUCUGCUAAUGGUAACAAAAAUGAUGCGAGUAGUCACCAAAACGGUCAUAUUCAGUACUACAACACCAAACCUUCCACACCAUCCUCCUCGACAACUAACCCUGCCACACCCGCGAGCAAGACUGUUCCCAUCACUAUAAAAAACCAGUACAAAUUUGAGGUUGGCAAUGAUGACUCCACUCUUACUUCUGAAUCCAUUGAAUAUCCUUUCUAUAUCAAUACGACAGAAGAAGAAUUUGCAUCUGCGCGUGCUCAAAGGCACGAAAUAACUUUAAAGGUACUCAGAAAGGAGAUCAAUAGGUUAGAGCUAGAUGAAGCCACAGCUUUAGAAGCAACCGAACAAAUAGUGCCUAAAAACUCGCCUAUUGAAGAAGAACAGAAAAAAGUUUCCAUGGACGCUAUGCCAAAUGCAAAGGAUAUCACAGGAGCAGAAACGAAGACAAAAGAAACUGUACAAGCCGAAUCAACCGAGGAUGAGGAUUCGAAGGAAAAUGCUUCUCCAUCACCAUCGGCUAAAGCAAUCAAGUCAUGGUCUGCAGUUGCUUCUAGUGCUUCUCCCAAAACCAUCGCUCAGCCAUCAUCCUUACACGGAAAAAAAGAUAAAAAGUAUGUUCCUUCUUCAGUGAAAUCGCUUGAGCCCCUCGGCUCUGUAGCUUUGAGAAUGUGCUUCGACGAGGAUUACAUCAAAUACACGAUGAGCAAUGGCGGAGACUCAGCUUUGGCUAUUCAGUCUAUCGUCCCCAGAGGGAUUGUGAACUCAGGAAAUAUUUGUUUCAUGAGCUCAAUUCUUCAAGUGCUCUUAGUCUGCAAACCAUUCGUAAACGUUUUGAAUGUUAUUAGUCUCAGGACAAGUGCUAAAAUGGGCGCUCCAGUUUCCCCAUUACUAGACGCUUGUUUGGAUAUCUAUCGAAAGUUCGAUAAGCAAACAUUUGAAAGAGAAAAGUCGACAAAAGGCAAUUCUAGUUCCAGCGUCUCAGUCACUUCAUUCGGGGAUGCAAUCAAACCAGAUGACUUCUAUAAAGCGUUAUCCAAACUUCCCAAAUUCAAGGAUCUAAGGUGGGGCCACCAGGAGGAUGCCGAAGAGUUCUUGACACACUUGUUGGAUCAGCUGCAUGAAGAAUUCAUCACUGCUAUCGAUGCCUUGACAGAUCUUGAUAUCAUUGCUUUGAUCAAAAGUCUAAAUGAUGAUGACUUGAAAGUGAACUUCAUUAAAAAUCUAGCUAGAUACAGGAAUGCUGAGUUCGCAAAGAGUGCAUCAGUUCAGCUCAAAGAGCUGUUGGAUAAGUAUGGCGUUUCAACAGAUGAUUUCGAUGAAGAAUCUGAGGACGGCUGGCACGAAGUUAGCAGCACCAGUAAAAAGGGCAAGAAAACCAAGACGGCGGCUAAAAGAACAGUCGAAGUGGAGCCUUCCCCAAUUUCUGCUAUUUUCGGCGGUCAGUUCCGCUCGGUUCUAGAUAUUCCUCAAAGCAAGGAAUUGCAGUCCAUUACUCUCGAUCCUUUUCAAACCAUACAGCUUGAUAUUUCAGAUCCUGCUGUUAAUGAUCUAGAAACCGCUUUCAAGAAAUUCAGUGAACCUGAAAUGAUAUCCUUCAAGGCUUCGUCUGGCAAUGACGUGGAAGCUAAGAAGCAAACUUUCAUCGAUAAACUACCUCAAGUGUUCUUGAUUCAAUUGAAGAGAUUUUCUUUUAUUAAUAACACUGACAAAAACAAGAUGGUCAAUUAUAAUGCAUAUAAUGGUCGUGUGGAAAAGAUUCGCAAGAAGGUCCACUAUCAGCAUUAUCUUACAAUCCCAGAAGAAUCGAUCUCUUCCGUGCAUUCUACUUUCUACAGCAGUAUCGGUACCACUUACAGGCUGAUAGGUGUUGUAUAUCAUCAUGGCAUAAGUUCUAGCGGUGGCCAUUACACCUGUGAUGUCUAUAACGAAGAACAAGACAAAUGGUUCAGGAUAGACGAUGUCAAUACUACUGAACUGGGUAAGGAUGAUGUUUUAAAGGGAGGUGAAGAUGGAUCAGAUUCUAGGACCGCCUAUAUAUUGAUGUACGAGAAAGUAUAA
Messenger RNA from Lachancea fermentati, 2343 nucleotides. The record is from the annotation of a GenBank genome assembly. NCBI's taxonomy places the organism in Eukaryota, Fungi, Ascomycota, Saccharomycetes, Saccharomycetales, Saccharomycetaceae.